AUGAUUCAACCUUUACUGUCAGACAAUCUUGGAAAUGCAUGUCUUACAAGUGUUUUUGUGACCGGAGCCUGGGACCACGCCAAACUUCUGCAGUCUCUAAAGGCAUACCAAAAUGCUGAAAAAGAUGAAAGGAUGAAAUCUAAUCCAGACCUGUACUUUAACUGUGCUACUGUAAACAAAUAUCUAGAUAACUAUGAAAUGGCCCUUACUGGAUUUGAAGCUGCUGCUUUAAAGGAUCCUGGUCUCAAUGCUACCGAAGAGGUUCAAAAGAUUGUUAACCUUCUUGACAAGCUAGAUAAUUUUUUAAGGGGACAUGCCAGAUCUAAACGACUUGCAUCUUUAGCAUCAUCUCUGGCUGUGGUAAAUUUGAAUUCGUCAUAUAAAAGGGCUACUGUAAAUCUUUUAUAA
Messenger RNA from Rosa chinensis, 408 nucleotides. RefSeq names its product tetratricopeptide repeat protein 5. The coding region runs from base 1 to 408 and encodes 135 amino acids. The record is from RefSeq and is a predicted model, not a curated record. NCBI's taxonomy places the organism in Eukaryota, Viridiplantae, Streptophyta, Magnoliopsida, Rosales, Rosaceae. Gene Ontology annotation, molecular function: protein binding. The transcript is spliced from 5 exons.